UCUGUGUAAGUAUAACUUUUUUGUCCCUACUAAUAAAAGAUAAUCUAUAUUGUUAUUUCCCCAUGGGUGUUUUCUGUCGGCUAAAAGGAUCGUCCCAAAAUGUUUCAUCAUGUCAGGAAGUUUCUACUUUGUUAUGGUUGGUCAUCAUGAUAACCCCGUGUUUGAAUUGGAAUUUCUUCCAGCAGGUAAAGCAGAGUCAAAGGAUGAUCAUCGGCAUCUGAAUCAGUUCAUAGCACAUGCUGCUCUAGACCUGGUGGACGAGAACAUGUGGCUAUCCAACAACAUGUAUUUAAAAACCGUGGACAAGUUUAAUGAAUGGUUUGUCUCUGCUUUUGUGACUGCUGGACAUAUUAGAUUUAUUAUGCUUCAUGAUGUAAGGCAAGAAGAUGGGAUAAAGAAUUUUUUUAAUGAAGUCUACGAUUUGUAUAUAAAGUUUGCAAUGAACCCAUUCUAUGAACCAAAUUCUCCAAUUAGGUCAACAGCAUUUGAUAGAAAAGUCCAGUUUCUUGGAAAGAAACACCUCCUGAGUUAAUUACGCUAUACUGUCUUAAGAGGAGAUUUAUGGUUUGUUUUGGAGUUUGAUGAUAUUUUCCUUUAUAAUAUUUAUGUUUUGAAUUGGAAUGUCUUUCAACAUUUGGAUUGUUCAUUAGGCAUUCUAAUGUUGUGUAAAAUGUAAAACAUUAUGUCAUUACAGAACACGUUGGUUUACUUUUAGUUCCAUUCAUGUAACGCAGUGACACAGUGAUUUGAUAUGCUAUGUUUGUAGUUGAGGCCAUAGAAGAACACAAGCUAUUUAAUACUAAGGCAGUGAGGCAGGCAGGCAGGGUGGAUAGCGUAUUGGCGAAGAUCCUGCACUUUAAAGCACAAGGUGGCUGGAUUGAUUCCCAACCUACAGCUCACCACAUGAACCUGAGUAGGUCACGUAACCUGCCUCGGCUCUGCUGUAAAAAAAUGUGAAGCGUUCUGUGCUUAGACUUCAGGCAUAAAAUAUUGCCGGCCAAUAUUAUAAUCUGUGACACUGUGUUGCAGGUAGACCAACUGUGCAAAAGAAAAACAAAAUCAUCAUCACUGUGGAGCAAAAUCUACUGGAGGGAUUCUGCUCAAAAUCAACUAGCGUCCACCAUUUUACACUGCUAAUAAAUGUGCCCAGUUUCAUUUGCACUGGGUGGUUUGCUUUUUAGUUAUCAUGUCCACAGACUCAUCCUGAAAUGUCAUUUUGAAAGCAGUCCUAUUAUGUUCAGCACUGCCUGAAAUAUGUUAAAUCAUUUUAACAUUAAAGUUGUAACUUUGAUCUUGACACAAUGCUUCUACUGUAACCAUUUACACCGCAUUAUAAACCUGUAUGCCUCUUUGGAUAAAGGCAUCAGUCACAUAUUUAAUAAUUAUUUAGAUUUCGGUUCAUUCAGAUUUAUAACCCCUUCUGUUGUAAAACAAUCUGCACCAUUUGUUGAAUUCCCGGCUAGUGUGGAAAGAAAACUACAAACUCUGUUUGGGUUAUGAUUUUUAGGCAAUGAACCUGUGGGCCUGCAUUCUGUUCAGAUUUCCCCAAGUAUCUGUGAUUUUGGUAAUGUCUUGUAUGUAAGGAACAAAGAGUUCAACUUUUAGGUGAACUCACUUUUACUACAAGAAUUCAUUUCACUAAGUUUUAUUGGAACCAAAGUCUCAGCUGCCAGGGAAAAAAUGUAAGCAGUUGCAGGGAGCUCCAUCUGAAGUUAGCAAGAGUAUCUAUCGGUGUACAUCGAGAGAAAUGCAAACUUGAUCCUCAUCGAGCAGAAUCGGCAUAUGGAGGCACAAGGGGUCUCUGGGUGACAGCUACAUGUACAGCCCGACACUGUCAGGUGUGACAAGAAGCCACGCGUUCGGACCCCAGAGGUUUCACUUUGAGUUAACAGGACCAAAGCCUGAGUAUUGGUGGUACCCUUAGCUGUUCAUCUCAGUCCAUGGAGGAGCACAGGCUUUCAUUCUGGUCAGUGGCGUAGCUGGGGGAGGGACUAGGGGGGACAUCUGUCCCCGGGCACAGCAUCCAGGGGGCGUUGAAUUGAUGUUCCCCAUUGCAUUGUGGCAAACAGUCAACAGCAACAUCUUCAGUUGUCCCCGGGCGCUGAAAACCCUAGCUACGCCUCUGACUUUUAUCUGGACUCCCAUUUUCAUUAAAUAUACUGUUAUUGGGGAGUUUGCAUUUUUAGAAUGUCAAUCAGAAGCUUCAUGGCAGGGCUAAUGCACUUUUUAAAGUAUGACUGAGUUUUACUUUAUUUUUUUCUUUACAGUUUCUUGUAAGUGGGAAUAAGAUUGCAGUGUCAUCUCUUUGUUAAUGCAGCUGACACCGAGUGUGCUUAAUGAUUAUAACUUCAAAUUAAACACUUUGCACAUCUAGCUGACCUAUUCCUGCUGUUUUUCUGUAGUCCGGAAAACAAUACAAAGUGCUUUUUUUUUUCAUUUUAUUUCACUUUUUAUAGUUCAGUUUGCACAAUGACAAGUGAAGAAACGAACAAUAAAAGCGAAAGAUAAGCAGCAUCUCAGUAACAUUUCCACGUAAGAAAUCACUACAAGACAGCUGCAUGAAUAACCAAAGUCUGUCUAAAAAAAACUAAACUUCAAGAUCUGGAAAACCUUUUCUUUUUUUUUUAAUUUAUUUUGAAGGUAUAUAAACAAUGUUUGGAGUUUCUGCAAUAAUACAAUAGCCCUCCAUGGACUGAGUUGCCUUCAUAGUAUUAAAGCAGGUCUUGUCAGAUAGCAAUAAUACGACAGUGAGCUCAGUCUGUGUUAGUCCCAACUGGCUUUGUUCUUUUGUUAGCAUUCCAUAUUUAAACUUGACGGGGAUGAGGCCUGCCUCAGAGGAAGAGAGACACCAUAGGGCCACAUGCUGAAAAUGUGUGGCUUAGCGAAAGAGAAAUGGGGACAUAGACAGGGGCUAUUACAAAGUUCUGACUCAGUGGAUCAUGGAAAAGCUUGUGACACGGACUAGUGGUUCAUGUUGUUUGCCAGCCAAUAACGGCAGAAACACCUUAAACCAUUGCUUAGCUCUUUAACAGUCAAGAUUGAAUGUUUUAUGUGUUUUUAUA
Molecule: messenger RNA, 3062 nt
Organism: Erpetoichthys calabaricus (reedfish)
Lineage: Eukaryota; Metazoa; Chordata; Cladistia; Polypteriformes; Polypteridae
Gene: trappc2
Product: trafficking protein particle complex subunit 2
Exons: 5
Coding region: 110-532 (140 amino acids)
Biological process (GO): endoplasmic reticulum to Golgi vesicle-mediated transport
Cellular component (GO): nucleus; TRAPP complex; cytoplasm
Source: RefSeq, a predicted model, not a curated record